This is a messenger RNA of Haemorhous mexicanus (house finch), 2731 nucleotides long. It is a transcript of the gene ENTPD4, whose product is annotated as ectonucleoside triphosphate diphosphohydrolase 4. Gene Ontology annotation, biological process: nucleoside diphosphate catabolic process. Gene Ontology annotation, cellular component: membrane. Gene Ontology annotation, molecular function: nucleoside diphosphate phosphatase activity. The transcript is spliced from 13 exons. NCBI's taxonomy places the organism in Eukaryota, Metazoa, Chordata, Aves, Passeriformes, Fringillidae. The record is from RefSeq and is a predicted model, not a curated record. The coding region runs from base 16 to 2040 and encodes 674 amino acids.
CACGCCCCCGAUGCCAUGGCCACGCCUCCCCUAAGCCACGCCCCCGGGGAAUCCCUUCUCGUCUCCGGCGUGACGUCAGCGCGCUCUGCGUCACGUCCGGCGGCGCACCCGGAAGUGGCGUGGGCCGGUUGCCAUGGGGCGGCCCGGGAGGAGCAGAGCAGGGAUGGCCCAGGGGAGCUCGGGUGUUCCUGGUCCCUCCGAGGUCACUGGCUGAGGCUCCACAGCUCCUGCUGCUGCCCCCAUCCCAAAAUGGGCAGGAUCAGCAUCUCCUGCCUGCUCCCGGCCUCGUGGCACUUCAGCCUCUCUCCCGUGGGCUGUCCCCGCGUCCUGAACGCGUCCCUGCGGCAGCUGCUGCUCCUGGCGGCGGCCGCGGCUGCGGCGGCGCUGCUGCUCUGCUCCCUGCUGCUGCUGCGGGGCAGGCCCCGGGAGGGGAGAUUCCACAGGUACCUGGCCAGGGUGACGGACACAGAGGCCACGGACACCGGGAACCCCAACCUGAGCUAUGGCAUCGUGGUGGACUGCGGCAGCAGCGGCUCCCGCGUCUUCGUCUACUGCUGGCCCCGGCACAACGGCAACCCCAAGGACCUGCUGGACAUCCAGCAGAUGAGGGACAGCUCCAGGAAACCCGUGGUGAUGAAAAUCAAACCAGGGAUCUCGGAGUUUGCCAGCUCUCCCGAGCAGGUCAGCGAUUACAUCGCGCCCCUGCUCAGCUUCGCCGCCCAGCACGUGCCGCGCUCCAAGCACCGCGAGACGCCCCUCUACAUCCUGUGCACGGCGGGCAUGAGGAUCCUGCCCGAGAGCCAGCAGAAAGCCAUCCUGGAGGAUCUGCUCACGGACAUCCCUGUGCACUUCGAUUUCCUCUUUUCUGACUCCCACGCUGAGGUGAUUUCUGGGAAGCAGGAAGGAGUCUAUGCCUGGAUUGGGAUCAACUUUGUCCUUGGGAGGUUUGAGCACACGGACGAUGAGGAUGAGGCCGUGGUGGAGGUGCAGGUCCCGGGCAGCGAGCACCACGAUCCCGUGUUCCGCAAGAGAACCGUGGGGAUCCUGGACAUGGGCGGAGUCUCCACACAGAUCGCCUACGAGGUGCCCCCAAGUGAGGAGGUGGCCAAGAGCCUGCUGGCCGAGGUGAACCUGGGCUGCGACGCCCACCAGACGGAGCACGUGUACCGCGUGUACGUGGCCACCUUCCUGGGCUUCGGCGGCAACGCCGCGCGCAGGAGGUACGAGGAGAGCCUCCUCUCCAGCAGGAACAGGCAGGCCGGGCUCAGCCCGCAGGCCCCUCUCCCGGACCCGUGCCUGCCGCGGGACGCUCCGGACGAGCUGCGGCUCCGGGGGCUGCGGCUGCACCUGCGCGGCACCGGCGACUUCCAGCUGUGCCGGGAGCGGCUGCGGCCGCUGCUGAACCGAACCAACGGCACCGGCAGCUCCCUGAACGGCGUGCGGCAGCCGCCCCUGCAGCUGCAGAGCAGCGAGUUCUACGGCUUCUCCGAGUUCUACUACUGCACCGAGGACGUGCUGCGCAUGGGCGGCGACUACAGCGCCGCCAGGUUCGCCAGAGCUGCACAGGAUUACUGUGCCACCCGCUGGUCGGUGCUGCGGGAGCGCUUCGAGCGCGGCCUCUACGCGCCCCACGCGGAUCUGCACCGGCUCAAGUUCCAGUGCUUUAAGUCCGCCUGGAUGUUCGAGGUUUUCCACCGCGGCUUUUCCUUCCCGGAGAGCUACGGCAGCCUGAAGACGGCGCUGCAGGUCUACGACAAGGAGGUGCAGUGGACGCUGGGGGCCAUCCUGUACCGCACCCGCUUCCUGCCCCUCAGGGACAUCCAGCAGGAGAAUUUCCGUGGGAUUCACUCUCGCUGGAGGAGCUUCUCCUUCGUCUACAACCCCUUGCUGUUCCUGGCCUGCUUCCUGGUGGUGCUGCUCUCCAUCCUGCUCUACCUGCUGCGCCUGCGCCGCAUCCACCGCCCGCCGCCCGCCCCCUCCCCGCCCCUGUGGCUGCAGGAGGGGCUCCCCGCCCAGAAAUCCCCCAAAAUCCCGGGGUAGGGCUCCGGGCUGCAGGAUCCAUCCACACACACACACAGAAAAAAGCCAUUUUUGCCUCAGGGUUCCUCCUUUUUUUGCCCCCUUCUUUUGGAGGAGUUGGGAAUUCCAGGGGAAUGGGGUGGUGAGGGAAAAAUGCCAAAAAUAAAAAUGACUUUUUGCUGGGAAUGUUGCACUUGGGGGUGUGCAGGAGAGGAGGAGUUGAGUUCCCACCUUUGGGAGAGGCUGAAAUCCCAGAAUGAGCUUGGGUUUUCCUUGCUGGAUUCCAUCCCUGCCCUCACUUUGGACUCUCAAAAGUUCCAAAAGCAGGAAAAAAAUAAACAACAACAACAACAAACCCUUUUAGGAUAUUUUCUGUGAUUUUCCCUUCUGGGAUGGAGAAGGAAAAUCCCUCACACCCAACGCUGUGCUUCCAUCAAAAACUGCUUCCAUCACUCUGCUCCCUCUUUUUUCUCCUUGGAAAAGGGAAAGGAUUUCUCCUUUUUCACCCAGUGGCUGCUUCUGAUCCCAAAUUUCUGUUCCAUCACCGUGGAGAGACCUCCCAGAAGCUCCAGGAAUGUGCAGAGAACUGGAAAAGCAGAGGAGAACCUGCCCAGGGUCUUUCCAAGUCCUCUGGUAAUUUAUAUUUUAUUUAAAACUUGUUGGUUUUACUUGAAAGUCAAAUUGUCCAUGAUUAAAGUGGGAUUUCUAUGAA